This is a messenger RNA of Trachemys scripta elegans, 8294 nucleotides long. It is a transcript of the gene URB1, whose product is annotated as URB1 ribosome biogenesis homolog. The coding region runs from base 161 to 6415 and encodes 2084 amino acids. Gene Ontology annotation, biological process: maturation of 5.8S rRNA from tricistronic rRNA transcript (SSU-rRNA, 5.8S rRNA, LSU-rRNA); maturation of LSU-rRNA from tricistronic rRNA transcript (SSU-rRNA, 5.8S rRNA, LSU-rRNA). NCBI's taxonomy places the organism in Eukaryota, Metazoa, Chordata, Testudines, Emydidae. The record is from RefSeq and is a predicted model, not a curated record. The transcript is spliced from 33 exons. Gene Ontology annotation, cellular component: nucleolus.
GGCUUGUUCAGCCAGCCCUGAGCGCUCUGGGCCGGGGCGCUGCCGGGCUGCAGUUUCCAGAGGACCGAGCAGGGAAGCGGACGCGGGCCGCUUCCGGGAGAGCACAGGCCGGACCAGCCCGCCGCGUGUAGCCGCUGUGCGCAGCCUGGAGGCCGGCGCGAUGGGCGCCCACAAGCGAAAGAGCUCGGCGCCGGGCCCGCGGGCGGCGGAGGCCAAGAGAGCCCGCGGCGCGGAGGGGGAAUUCACGGGCACCCAAUUCAAAUCUCUGCUGCGGGACCCCGAGACCGCGAUCAAGGGUUUAGAAAACUUCGUCUCUACAGCUAAAACAUUACCAUCUACUGAACUAUAUGAUGUAGUAGAGGGAUAUAUAAAAAUUUCUGUGGAGUGUGCUGAAAUUUUCAGACUUUUGGAUGGUGAAAGAAGGCCUGAAAGUGAAAUGCUGUUAAUUUUUCAAGCUUUGGAAGCCAUCUUGUUGAGAACAGCAAGUGACCUGUCCCAUUUUUCUGUUGUGGGGAUGAACAUAGUAAAGAAGUUGAUUAAUAGCUAUAUGAAAUUAAUCUAUGCUGCUUUGUAUUCUGAAAGUCACAGGAUGACUCGAGUAUGCCUCACCUUGCUGUCGGCCAUGGUGGCACAGGGGCCAGAUUCUGCAAGGGAUGUCUAUAGCCAUUUUGAUUUUAAUAAUAAAUUCCUGCCUGGAUUAGUGAAGAAAAGAGAUAAGAAGGGGAAACCAGAUGUCCGUAUGGCAUAUAUUCAGUUUGCUCUCUCCUUUUUAAUUGCUGGUGACAACACUAUCCUAGUACAAGUGCUAGAGUUAAAAGAUUUCAUUCCAGAUAUUCUUAGGACUGGAUUAAAGGAAGAUAAAGUUUCUACUAUCAAUCUUCUGUUUUCCACACUGGGAACAAAGGUGGUUCAAAAUAAGAGUAUCAGUAAGACGCAGAAGGUGCGUUUUUUUACUGUGGAAGUGUUAAGUCACAUUGCUUCUCUUUACCGUUGGAAUGGGAUUACCGAUGUCAGCACUGAGGAUGUCAAGAUUACUCAAGAUCCUGAAGAGGCAGGAAAGGUCAUGGUAAGAGAACUGGUUCAUAACUUCUUAAUGGACCUGUGUUGUUCUCUGAAACAUGGCAUUAAUUUCUAUGAUCGAAGCCUUGGCACGUCUGGCAGAGGAGGAAAUUUGGUGCUUCUGCGCUUUCUGCUGAAUUUAAAAACUGCAACAGAGGAUGAGAUGGUUGCUGAUCUUAUGGUGAAUAUUCUUAAAGUGUGCCCAGAUUUACUGAAUAAAUACUUUAAGGAAACCCAAUAUUCCUUCAUUCCCAGACUGAAGUCAACCUGGUUAGACAAUAUCAAAUUGCUAAAAAAGAUCUAUGAGGCUCAACCAGAGAUUUCCACCUCCUUUAAAACUGCAGAGUUUAUUCCACUCCCUAGAUUGCUUUCUAUGGUGAUGGUAACAACAGUUCCUGUGGUGUGCAAUAAAACUAUGUUCACCCAAGGAUUAACGUUACCCAGCAAAACAGUGAAACACACCAUCUUGACCCUUAUAUCAACUAUUUUGAGAAGAGCCCUGAAAAAUAUUGAGCACUGUCUGAAUGAGGAAAUAUGGCAAAAGUCAGAAAUCUACACUCCACUGAUGAUGCAGGAAUUUGUCCAACUGUACAGAGAAGCCCUUAGCAAGCUUUUACCUGACAUGAACAGCAUAGUGGCGGUCUGGCAGUCACUUCUAAAACAAGAGAGAGAACAACAUGAUGGGGAGAGAAGGGAAGACACCAUUUCCACUGAGGAGGAAAUGACUGAGAUCACAGAAACCAAUGAACAGCACGGCUCAGAUGAUGCAGAGACCACUCUUCUGAAAGCUGUGUUACUUCAGGUCAUAUGCCUUUGUCAGAAGGUUGUUCCCCAUUUGGUAGCUCAGAGCAACUUUGAUUUCAGCAAACUGCUAAAAGGUAUUGUCACUGAAAAAGGACUCCGAGAGGAGAUCCCUCCUGUUCUACAGCACCAUAUACUGAAAGUGGCUCUGGAACUGCCGGCAAAUAAAUUUGCCUGGUUCAGAGUACAGGAUGUCUCGGAAACAGAAAAGGUUCGUGGUGAAAGAUCAGUAUUUUAUUUACUGAUGAAAAUGUUUGUAACAAGUAACCAUUCACAACUGAAAACGUCAACAAAACAACUGAUCAUCAAGGUUUUGCAUGACAGUGGAGUAUUUGAGUACACGUGGAAGGAACUCGUACUGUGGCUGGAACACUUGGAUAAUACAAUAGAAGACAAAAAGGAAGCCGUGAUUCAGUUUUUGGAGAGGAUUUUAAUGAAGUUGGUGACAAACCCCUAUCCAUACACGGAUAAAGCCGCAGACCUUGUCCAGGAAGCCAGUAUGCUCCUAGUCAACUUAUUUAAACAAGAUGUGGAUAAUGUUAGCAUACCCAUCUCUCACAUUGAUGAUGUCCUGGAUAUGGUUGAUGUCCUUGUGGAGGGCAGCGAAGGCCUAGAUGAAGAAAUUGGAUUCAGUUUAAAUGAAGACAUGAUUCUACACACCUUUCCAUUCAGUGCUGUUGUCCCUGCAGCGUUAGAAGCCAGGAAUAAGUUGUUGCUUCAGACUGAAAAUGAAAUGGGAGGAAGUAUAGUGGAGUAUCUUGUUGCUGUUUUUACUGAUCUCCUUCACAGUCAGAGAGAUCCCCUGGCCCUCUGUCUGAUGUUUCAGCUCUUCGAUAAAGAACUCCAGUCACUGAAUGCAUCUCAGUAUCCUCAGCUCUACCAGUUUAACCAAUACUAUAGUCUCUGGAUACCACAGCAAGCUAAGGAAACCUUGUUGAAACAAACUGAAUGCAUAAGCAGGGAGCUCAUCCUGCCACCAGAUUCUUCGUUCCCCUCCUUGCUGAAGAUUGCCUUUGAGAGAGGUGGCGCUGUCCUGUUGGAAGAUGGUGUCCAGGCAAAGCUGAGAGAGGCAGCUUCCCAGCUCCAACUUCAGCAGCUUUUGCUAGCAGUCAGGCACGUGCUGCUGUACCUAAAAACCACGGUGGAGAACUUCGGCAGUCUCAGUAAAAGUUCUGGUCCUCGCCUUCUCGGUCUCUACAUGGACCUACUGAGUAGCUUGCUGUGCCGAUGUGAUCAGAUGAAGUUGUGCAACGAGCAGAAACAAGAAGGGGCCCAAACUGAAUCAGAUCUCUUUAUGGAUUUAGAGUCUGUGGCCACAAUGGAGUCUGCAGAUGGCAAGAUACUAGAAGAUAUGCUCAUGUUGAUCUUCAAACAUCCUACACUGGAGACCUGGUUCUUGGCUUUAGAGCAACAUUCUCUUCCCCAACACAACUUAAACCCUGUCAUGGUGAAGCUUUUGUCAGCUCAUGUAAAUAAUGGCAUCCUUCAGUUACUGAAGGUGAGUGCUCCAAUGUUGCAAAAUAUGAAGCACAUAGACAUGCUGUCUAAGUAUUUUGAAGCCAUCACUGAAAGCGUCUUGGAAGAGUUACGUGCUGGAAGAAAAGAAAAGAACCUGGUAUCUCCCAAAAAGUCCCAGCAGCUGGAGGCUCUGCAGCAGUUACAUGUUUAUAUGGAUGCGGCUCAGUUAAAAGAAGUCACGCUGACCAUGCUCCAGCUUCCUGAGGCAAGCCUGACCACUCAAAAAUCUGAAAAUUCCCCUAAAAAAGAGAGAAAUUUAAGCUUCUAUGGGAAGACACUGGUGCAGCUCCUCACAGAAAGCUACCAAAGACAGACCAUUCAAGGAGAGCUACUGUUAUCAACAGAGCACAUUAAAGGGAUGGGAACUCUGCUAUCAACAUCAAACAGUGAGGAUCUGGAAAAAGUCUUCCUGAAUGCUCUCUCUCGAGAGCCCCUGUUUGCCCAUGCGGUUGGUGUAGAUGUACACGUUUACUGCCUUAACCACAUGACUGAAACUUCCCUUGCCAUUGUGGCUUUGCUGAUCCAGCAUUGUAGGACUCAUCUGCUGCAGUUUGAGCUGUGGUGUCUGAAUUGUGCAACUGGAAAGUACCUAAGGAAAAAUAUGGACAUCUUUCUUCCACUCAUCAACGUAUAUUUGCAGAGUAGAGAGCAGUAUGACUUUACACGGCCAUCAAAAGUCUCCUCAGCUGUUGUACCUGUCUUGAAAGUAGCUUUGUGGAAAGAACUGUCCAAAAAAAUUCUAGAUACAGAACCAUCGCAAGAACUCACAGCCGUGAAGUUGCAAGUGUUUUCCAAGCUGGUACAGUCUUCAGAAAUUGAAGCGCUAACUAAUCUAAUUGACCAGUUACCUGGAACUCUUGAGAGAGCAGAAAAUUAUGAGAGUUGGAUUGUGGCAGAUUCCAUAUCGAGAGCGCUGGAGAACUCUGCUGAGGAUUUGCACUCCUGGAAGAAAAGCCUCUUGGCAGCCUGUAUAAAGUGGUUAAUCACCACAUAUAACAUCAGUAAAGACCAAGAAAACAACCAAGGAACAGAGAGUUCCAUGCUGUUGAGACUAGAAGAGUUAUUGAUGGAAGUUAAUGUGAAGAAUUGCAUUGCCAUAUGUUCUUUGUCGUUGUUGCUUUUAGAAAUGUUAACUUCUUUCCUUUCCACAGAGUGUGUAGUGGCAUGCCAUGCAUUUGUGGAAGUGAAUGCUUUGGGCCUCACAGUAGCUGCCCUGAGCAGCUAUGAUUCCAAUAUGCGAGCAGCAGCGUACUAUAUCCUGGGUUCCUUUCGUUCUCACCUGGAAGGAGCUCGCUUUCGAGAGCAGAGACAGCUCCUCUAUCUUAUGGAUGUUGUGCAAAAUGGAAUCAGACAACCGAAUCUCAGGUUUACUUUCUCUUUGACCCUCUUCGUUGCUAGAGUGAUGCAGCAAAUGCUGAAACCAGAGGAGCACAUGUACACAAAGAUAAAUAAAUUCCUUCUGUCGCAUCAGUACUUGGACUUGAAGAAAGUACCGGGAUUUUAUCAGCUUUUCUACAGCUUUGAUUUAGAGCACAAAACAGAACGUGAAUGGGUUCUUGGGCUUCUUGGAGAAGGACUGCGAGAUAAGCACUGCUAUGAGCUGUACAACUAUCAGAGGAUUUUCCAUGUCAUUUUGUGCUUCUUCAACAGUCCACUGUGUGAUGAAGCCUCCCAGAGUCACAUUCUGGAAAUACUGCAAAAUGCUGCACGUAUCACUAAAGCAGCCUAUGAACUGAUACGAGACCAUAGCCUCUUAACCUGGAUAUUGUAUAUUCUGGAGAAAAGGUUUCUGGAAAACAAGGUGCUAACCAGUGUAAUCUCCUUAGUCCAUACUCUGUGGAUAACAAAUUUAGGAAACAAAGGAAGGGCGAUGCCACUUCAAACUCUUUGCAAAAAAGAGCCGCAGGAGAACCAGAAGUUCCUUCCUCUUCAGCUUAUAAAUGAGUUUCUGUAUGUUUUGAUCAUGCUUGUUAAACACAUUCGGACCAACUUGGAUUUUGCCACGCUCACUCAGUUUUUCAGUACGUUCAGUUCUGUGCUAGGAUACCGAGCUACUGUUGUUGAGGCCUUCAGACAAAUGGGCAGAUUUACUGUAAACGAGAGUGUCCUUUCAAACAAAGAUGUCCUAAUGCUCUUGCAUAAGUGGGGCAUCAUUGAAAGAAAUCUGCAGCUCCAAGAAGAUGUGCAAACAACUGCUGAAAAAUAUCAAGUCAAAGAGUUGCUUAAAAAUAUUAAAGAAAAGAACAAAGGUCAAGUCCCAUUUCGGCCUUCAUCUCGCCAUGUUCGGAAAAAGGAUGUGGUAGAAAGAGAAGAAGAAACGGACUCAGAGCUGAAGGUCUCAAACUUAGAGAAAUGCAGAGACCAUCUGGAGUCCAUAUUGGUUCAUUGGGAGCCUGUUUAUCCAGCCCCGUUUGCUAAACUUCCAGAGGAACAGCUUGAAUCUACUGAUCCAGAGAAUGAAACUAUCAGUCUUACAUGUGCAACUGCUUACAUAGUAACCAAAUGGCUAGUGAAGUCCAUGGUUGAUCAUAGCCUCAAUAUACAAAAUGUAUUUUUGACUCUCAAGUGGCUAAACAGUAGCAUUUUGCCACACCCUCCGGUAGUGCGGGAGAUUCUUAGGGAUGCCACACUGAAAAGUAGUGUGUUUAAGCUUUACAACAGAAUCUGUGAAGCCAACGAAGAGAAGUCAUCAAACAUUGAAGAGCUCUGUUUGUUUAAUACAAUUAUGCUUCACUUUCUGGAUGCUCAGGAGUUGACUAACGCCAGUUGUCAUAAGGUGGUGAAAACGUUCUGCCUGUCAGCAAUGAAAGAAAAGGAUGAAAUCAAGAAAGCUUCUUGUGUAUUCCUGGCUUCUGUUUACAUUGGGGACAUUUGGCUUGGCGCACAGGAACCAGAUAUGUUUAUAAGCCAUGUCAAAUUGAUCUGUGGUGGUACAGAUGGUAAAUUAAAUGGUGAUGACAAGAAAAUGCACAAACAAGCGGAAGAAGCCAUGGUGUCUCUUUGCAAAGACAUUUAUUUAGCUAUUUUGGGGCAUUAAUUCUCUAUACUGACUCAUACUCAAAAUGUCAAAUCCUAUGUCAUCACUGCUGGUAACCAUGAAAUCCUCUUUGAAUUGUACUAUGUACAAAUCUAACUUGUUUUCCAUACACUUGUUCAAGCUCAGAAAAAGAGAGCAAGACUUAAAAGAAUUCUGUACACAGAGAAUGUGUAGAAUAUUCAAGCAGUGUUUGUUCUUUCUGUGGCAGACAAGGGCAAGGUGGGAUGCUGGAGCUAUGAUAUAAUUUAUACUGCAAACAUUUUUUACUUUCUAGAAUACUAAAAAGAAAAAUUGCUGAUUACUGCAGUGCCUCCAAACUCAUUUUCAUUUCCCCAUUGGCCAGAGAACACAAGUCCUAGCCAUCAGAACCAAGGAGGUGACAUAACUAUGGCAAAGAUCUAUCUUCUCUCACUUCUGAAGACAUGAGGGUUGGUCUUCUAUGUUCUUAUCUGAGUUCUAACCCCUGCUUUUCCAGAGAGUGGGGAUGAGUGUUUCCGAAGCAAACCCAACUUCUGCAUCAUAGAGAGAGGGAAAAAUGUGAACCUGAGUCUCCUGUGUAACAGUGACAUGCACUAGGUUACUGCUGACUGGGACAGUCUAAAGACUCAGAUUUCAAUAGGAUAAUGAUUGGUCCUUCUGCCUAUUUUCUCAAUAAAAGCACAAUGCUAUGGUACUGCUUCACUUAUGUUAAAUCCAAAGAUUGCUUUCUUCAAAUUAAGGCAAAAAAUAGUAUAAUUGACCAAAACAAGACCUAAAUGAAUUGUUCCUCAUCAAAUAAAAUUGUAUUCUUUUGCACGUUGUCCAUGAAAUCUAAUUAAAGAUUUCUUGAACAAGACCUGGAAGGGGCAAUAUAAUGUACCAUUUCAGAUAUGCAAACAUGCAGAUGCUGCAUUUCAAGCUUUGAAAUAUAAAACAGGGUUUGUUAUAAUGCCUCAUAUGUGCUAUGCAUAGGUACUUUGUACAGAUUUCUAACUGGAAGUAAAGUCCGAUAUACACAGUCCAUUUAAUGUUUAUAGAAUCUGUUUUUAAUACAAGUGUAACAUUUCACAUUCACAUCAUGGUAUGGAAUUAUAUUUUAUAUGUUAAUAUAUUCUGAAAUAUAAUUUAUUUUCUUGUCGUUUUUAUUGAUUAGUAUCAGUCUAUUUGAAGAUGAUUUUUAAAAAAUACAGAAACAUUCUCUUUGCUCGUUCAGUGAAAAUAUAUUUUAUUCCAAAGGGCCCAUCAGGGGUUGUACAGUCACAUAAUUUAGGCCUAAAAUUUGACAACCAUUUAAAAUGAUGUGAAUUUUCAAUUAAAAAAAAAAAAAAGCAUUUUCUUAAAAAAUAAAUAAAUAAUUCACUGUUGCCAAGAAGUAGGAUAUUAAAGCAAUAGCUGCACCCAGCAACCAAGAGCAAACUUUAGUUUCAGACCUUUACGUAUUGAUAACGCAUUGCUGUUGCUUAUACUAGUAGAGAGACACAUUUCAUUUUAAAUGGUAGUUUCAAAAACAUUAACAAGAAGAAAACUCCUUAUGUAAGUGAGCUGACAAGUUAAAAUUAUUAGUCUGGCCUGUGAAGGACAUACAGUUCACAUGGACUUUUAUCGGUGGCGCUUAUCUAAAUCUUCAUUUGGGCACUUUUAAAAAUAAGGAUUGAUUUCCAACUGGUGAGCUGCAAUCUGUUCUACAAAUGUGGUAAUUAGGUACUUUUAAAGGUACAGGUUAAGUGGCCAAAGAUCUUUAAAAGUUCAUAUGAUCUAUUGAAUGAUUUCUUUAUUACUGCCCCACUACAAAGCAUUCUAAGUAAACUGUUUAUGUGGGCACUUAAUUUAACAUUUAAAAAUAUAUAAAAAGACAAAAACAACGAGGAGUGCAGUGGCCCUUAAAGACUAACAGAUUUAU